AACAGCAGACCGCUGACAAGCACCCGUCAAACGGCUCCUUCUAAUUUUCACUGCUCUAUAAUGAUUGUGUCUCUCGUUUUAUAAUCCACGCGGAUUGUCAGAAUCCGGCUACAUCCCAUCCGGCUCGACGCCAUGUAUAUAACCCUGCUCAAGGCUGCUAUCGGGGCUGCAGUGCUUGCUUACCUUGUUUACCUUCUUUCCUCUCAGCCUACUCUCGAUACAUCCAGCGCAGCGAACAGCACACUUGACAAGAUGUCUCUCCAAGCUAUAUCGCGACAUGUCGUGCAAAAGGUCUUUGCUGUAGAAACCUCGGAGGGUGCGGGUGCCAAAGUCCGGAGGUCAAUUGGCAGUAUGAAACUGCGCAACCUCACACCAUUCCUCAUGCUGGAUCAUUUCUAUGUCGGAGAAGGCGCAGGUUUCCCGGACCAUCCACACCGCGGCCAAGCUACCGUCACCUACAUGCUUGACGGCUCAUUCCAGCACGAGGACUCGGCAGGACACAAGGGAACCAUCGUCACCGGAGGUGUCCAAUGGAUGACUGCAGGUAAAGGAAUCAUCCACGCAGAGAUGCCUGUUCAUGGCCCUGGGAAACCCGAUCCGCUCGGCUUGCAGCUCUGGGUCGACCUCCCCGCAGAGCACAAAAUGACGGAUCCGACAUAUCAGGAGCUAGAUCCGGAGCAGAUUCCAACCGCGUACCCGGAGGGCCCAGACGGUCCCACAAAGGUUAAAGUGAUCAGCGGCAAGAGCCAUGGCGUCGAGUCGCCCGUGCGUCCGCUUGGCGGGUGCUGGUACUUCCGUGUGAUCUUUGACAAGAAGGGGUCGAGCAUUUUCCAGGAUUUGCCUACGGGAUGGACGACGUUCAUUUACACGCUGAAGGGCAGCGUCGUCGUGGGAGAUGACGAGAAGGCACAUGAGCCCUACCACACGCUUGUGCUAUCCGCGGACUCGGAUGAAACAGGCAUCAAGCUCACUGCGACGCAAGACCGUACCGAAUUUGUCUUGAUUUCUGGCCAGCCGCUGGACCAGCCAGUCUUCCAAUAUGGCCCUUUCGUCAUGACCAAUAGGGAAGAGAUCCAGAAGACUUUGACCGAUUAUCAAUUGGGCAAGAACGGCUUUGAGAAGGCGCAUACUUGGAAGAGCCUCAUCGGAAACCGGUGAAGGGACUUUAGCCGACUGAUACUCCUGCUACUGAUGCUCGAUGUAACUUAUAUUGUACCGUAGUUUCUCCAAAGAGCACAUGCGUAGCAUGUAAUAAAUCGUACCUGGGAUGCCCAACGAUGUACCAAACGACAAAGAGCAUGGACGAGACGUUAUUUCGACCUGCUCUUUUUCCGGCCUACGCCUUCGCCUUCACUAUCGACAUCCUGCAUCUCGUUCCAAACAUCAUCCUCGUCCUCAUCCUCACUAAUAUCUCCCUCUGCUCGCUCCUCUUCAUGCUUUGUCUCAUUUGCGCCUGCAUCUGUCUUGCCAUCCCAAAGGACGACCGUCGGCUUGACUUUCAUAUAUAGUUUGUCGAGGACCUCGCCCUUGUGCUCUUGCUGGUCAUUGACCCUGGGAGGUGGUGGGAACGUGCUGUGCAGUCUGAGGAAGCGGUCCUCCGCCGUAGAGACGAGCAGCGACUGAGACGGCGCUAAGGAAGUCACUGAGCCUGAGAGACCUUUGUAACCGUAUGAGAUCUUGCCGUUGCGCAGGUCGAGCGCAAAGAGGUUGCAGCCGUGAUCAGACACAAACACUUGGUGUUCGUAAGUACCGUUCUCGACGACGCCGAUACCACCUACUUUGGCAACUCCCUUGAAGUUCGAUACUGGCCGCCGUGCUGCGCGAGUAUCGUACCUGCGGACAUCGCCCAGUUGGGUACCGACAAGAAUGUGCUGCUGCAAUGGAUUUGAUGACGGCUGGAGAUACGUGAGGCAAGUGUUUCGAACAGGGACUCGGAGGUUCAGCUCGUCGUUCGGCAGGUUCUUCGCUCGCCACAGUUCACCGGGUAAUAAUUGUUCGGUCCGUUUCCUUUUCUUGUUUUGUGCUUCGCUUUCAACAGAAAGAGGCCUCUCCUUUGAAAACGCAUGCUCGGUGCUCCAGACCGACAGCUCUACUUCAUCGCCUACAUAUGCAAAAGUGUCUUCGCUUGAAGACAGCCGCCAGUCUGCUAGCCGCAUGGGCUGCACACCCAACUCGUGCGAGGGGGCAGUGUAACUUUCCGAAAACUUGGCAAGGCGGAGGGCACCAUUCGAAGUACAAGAGUAUACGCCUGUUUUCGUGAAGGCAGAGCCUACGAAUCUCUGCCCUUCCUUCAGCCUGUUCUCCUUCCAUUGCGAGGACUCUGCAGCACUUGAGUUACCCGCGUCCAGCUUCAAGAUAGAGAUGGAACCGUCGGCCCUAAAUGCAGCGAGCAGAGCAUUCUCCUGGUCUACGUGCAAAGCUAAUUUUUGGAUAGUCUUCACUCGUCCAGCAGAUGCAUCGCCAACAAUGAUGUUGCUCUCUGCUUUCCAUUGUUUACCCUCGGUAUCGCAGGUGUAGCGGACAGAUUUUACGGAGCCUAGUUCGUCCCCAGCAUAGAACAGAGGCAUUUUUGUGGUCGGCCGUCGGUCAAAGCAAAGUGAGGGCAGAGCAGGUUGCUAGACGCUCUGUACUG
This is a messenger RNA of Phanerochaete carnosa HHB-10118-sp, 2632 nucleotides long. RefSeq lists its product as uncharacterized. The record is from RefSeq and is a predicted model, not a curated record. The coding region runs from base 133 to 1158 and encodes 341 amino acids. The transcript has 13 exons. NCBI's taxonomy places the organism in Eukaryota, Fungi, Basidiomycota, Agaricomycetes, Polyporales, Phanerochaetaceae.